Messenger RNA from Pyricularia oryzae 70-15, 538 nucleotides. RefSeq lists its product as uncharacterized. The coding region runs from base 74 to 538 and encodes 154 amino acids. The record is from RefSeq and is a predicted model, not a curated record. The transcript has 3 exons. Lineage: Eukaryota; Fungi; Ascomycota; Sordariomycetes; Magnaporthales; Pyriculariaceae.
UUUGCCUGAAGUCUGCCAAGGUACUGGACAGAUCUUAGUUUACACCAUUUUCUAGCCUGAGGACCUAAAGAAAAUGGACAUUGCCACAAAAGACACAGACGCACGGCGACCUGGUCACCUUCGAGCCCUUAACCGUAGCAGCGACACCGAUUUCACCGACUCCCGCCUAAAACCAGAACCGCUUCGUCUAGGUCGCAGGGAUGUUUCUGGUGCAGAAUCGACUCACAUGUCUCUCGACGACAGUCUGAUGUCACCAGAUCCAGGGGCAUUGGCAGGUGAUGAAGACUCAGAUCUGGGAAAAUGCGAGCGCAACUGGGAGGCGGAGAGCUUAGGAUCGCCCGUCAGCAACGGUAUACAUAGCCCAUCACACAUGGGUGAGCAAGCACCUCCCUUUUCGGACUACAACCCUUCUGAAUCUCCUCCAGAAGCAAUCGUACAUCGAGAGCAAGGUGAUUCUGCCCAGAUGGUCCUGGAAACCAGCCAGCCAAAUAUGCCCGGCGAGUCAGAGAGCUGGCUGCUCAGGUCCACUGAGGACUAG